UAUCUUGGUGCCAAGCGAUGGGUGUUGGCACUAGGCGAGUUGGAAAGGAAUAACAAAACGUGUAACCUGAGUUUACUUGACAAUUUAAUCGAUCCUCGAAAAAGAUUCGUCUACGAGGAAGACUUAAAAUUGAUCCUGCGAGAGACUCUAGCAUUUGUAGUUCACUGGGGAGGUGCCAAUCUGGAACGACGAAGACAGCGCAACAAAGCUUUGCGAGGGUUGGAUAAUCUACAGCGUAUCGCAUUGCAAGCCAAAAGGCACGGUAACGAUGAUGCCUUUCGAUUGGCCAUCGUGUGUGAGCUGGUUCUCUUAGACGGUCAUGACAUUGCCUACGAAGGCGCCGUCUUGCAAAGAUACUGCGAGCUCGUGUUGGAACUUGCAAUGGCAGUGACAUUCCGCUGGCGCAGUUCUGAUGCACAACAAAGGCAGCGGCUGAUAUUCACAGAACGCGAUCUUCCCGUCAACGAUUCUACGGCCAUCGUCGUUCGAUUCGCGGAUUCAGUUUUUCAGACCUUUGACAGAACCAUGCUCAUUCAAACGCUAUUACCGACCUUGGUGCACGCAAGGCAAGGGAUACCCAUCGAUGUGCCAGUGGUAGCCUCCAGUCCGCGAGCGUGGGUUCCUCGAGAAAGCCUUUGGGGCGAAUUUGAGGAUGAGGUACCCAUCUCUGCACCAACGUUCUGGGUCGAAGAGCAACUCGACAAAGCGGCAAUGCUAGUGCCGGGAUUGGUGCAUGUUUUAAGGGAUCAGACGAUCGACCGGAUGGAAGAAAACCGUACCUAUGUGCAACUCGCGAGACUAGACCACAACCACGGCGGCCGAGAAGAUUGCAUACUUUUGGUCGGACAGCGAGAUUCGUGGGUCGUUGUGGAUCCUCUGUCGACCGAGGAAGAGGACGUUCCCCAGUCCAAAGGGUUGCUACUUAUUGGGGUCAUCAGAGCACCACAGGGGGUCACUUGCCAUAUCGACAGAGGCUUUGCACUCAUGACAUGGAUUCGAGAGGUGUUCGUUCACGGCAUGUCCCUACAAGGUGUAACUUUCCAAGGGGAAUCUGAUAAAAUUAGAUGCACCUUAGAGCAUCACUUCAAGUGCAUCUUUCACUAACGAAGAAAAAAAAAAGAAGGCUAUGAUACCUUCCUCGGCCCGUAGAGAAGGAGAAAAAGAAAGAAAAAUAAACGACAAAGAUAACCAACAUGUAAACCAAAAAAAUAACCCGUUUAUUAUCGGCGACGUCAACAAGCGACGAAUGCGCGGUCAUGAUUGCCACCACAUUAUUGACCGUAUCGUUUCUCCGAGUGUACUUCCAAGGACCUACGACCCAUUGGGGAAUACAGUGCGUCGACUUCGAUCAAACGGUGGAUCGAAGACAAUCAGUGUCAUUUGAUCAAACCUACCCACUACCAAAACUCGUCUGUGCAUCAUCCAAUCGGCGAUGUUAUGCAAGCGAUGCGGCCCAUGCCAUCGUGGCCGAGACAAUAAUCGUAGACGGUCGUCGUAUCCCAUUGCGAUACUGGCCUUCCGUCGACAGCAUUCCCGGGGACGGACGGUGGCCAUUCUGUUUCGGGAAACGUGGUGCUCGUUACGGAGGUGUUAACGUCACGGCAACGUGCGGCCGCCACUCUGAAUGUCUAGACGUUUGUUUUGCAGACGACGACAUCUCACCUCCAAUGCUCGUGUGGUGUCAUAAUUCUACGGUGAAAACGCCGGUGCAAUGGGAGACAGGUACCCGAGAUGCAGGAUGCAAGCCGUGGGCGAAUGGACCCCCUCGAAACGAAAGCAUGGAUGUGAUCGAAUUAGACUCACCACUGUUGAUCAAUCGUGCAUCUGGUACCAACGUGAUUGCACGACAUGCGAGUCAGUGGAUCGUACGUCGGAACGAAGGGAUCUGUCUCGCUCCAGUGAAGUGGUCGGAUGGAUCUUGCCACGUUUUAGUCCACGGGAUAUGUUACCAAUACGAUGGCGAGGCCAGUGUCCGAUGCGUGGAUCUCGUUCCCUUUCCACCUGGAUCGGUUGUGGCAUUGACCUGGCGUCCCCGGCUGGUGAGAACGUCGUUGCAGCCUCUAGAAGUUGACACGACCGACAUCUACUGUCUAGAAUUGAGCAAUCACGAUCCGGCAAGGUUCUUAGUAUGCUUGGAGAAACUUGGUCCUCUCGCAAGAAGGGGAAUGGUAUCUCUGUCGCCCUUCGUCUUUUACGGUCGACCUUCGACGGUUUUCAUUCGCGUUGCGCCUACUAGGCGACACGGCAACGAGCAAAGAUGGGACUUUACAGGAUGGACGGGCGUCGCCAUCACCUUUGCUUUGGGACUGAUUGCUUGGAAAGUGAUAACCAUUGCAGCUUUGCACAUUUCCUCGCAGGUGUGUUUUGUCGAACGGUGUAUCACAGAGGUAGUCCGACAAUUAGGGUUGAAUUAUUAA
Porites lobata is the source of this 2417-nucleotide messenger RNA. Lineage: Eukaryota; Metazoa; Cnidaria; Anthozoa; Scleractinia; Poritidae. The record is from the annotation of a GenBank genome assembly.